AUGUCUGAUAGCAUUAUGAAAAUCAAAGACAUGAUUGAGAGAACCAGAGAACUAGCCAAUACAAUUAGGGGACCCAUCUUAUUCUCUGGUGAAAGCCACAUAGAGCUGCGUCCUCCUAAAAACCUGGUUGAUCUACGAGCAUUCACUGCCAUGGACCUGAUGCUCCAUCGGCCCAAAAAAGAGCCCCCUGGUCGUGAAGGCAGGCGCAGUCGACGCCAAAGUGGAGAGGAAGAAAAUCUGUUUGUCCUUUACCUGGGAAACAAGAAUAUAAAGAGAGACUUUAUUGGAAUGGUAGUCAUGGAUGGUAUCCUAUAUUGUGUGUACAAACUGGGGGGCAUAACUUACAAAAUAAAGACCCAAACAAUUACCCAGUCCAACAUUGACAGCUCCUUUAUGGACAGAGUGGAGUUCAGCAGAAUUUACCAAGAUGCAGAAGUCAUCUUUACCCAGCAUUACACCUCAGCUGUACCCAAGAAGCUGCCAAAAAUCACAAAUCAACCUAACACAACUGUAAACUUGCUGGACCUGGACAGUGAUGAGGUUGUUUUCUAUGUGGGAGGCUAUCCAGAUGACUUCACUCCACCACUGGAGCUCCAGUAUCCCAAAUUUAAGGGAUGCAUUGAGUUUAAUACAUUAAAUGAACACAUCCUCAGCCUAUACAACUUCCAGCAUGCUGUCAACAUUAAAAAUACAGACCGAUGUCUAAGAGGUGAGACCCGAGACGUGAAAAAAUACUUUGACGGUACAGGCUAUGGCAAGAUUGAUGUGGUCAGCAGUAAAUCCAUCAAGUUCUUUGUUCUAAGUCGACAAGAGAAUGCCUUGCUGUUUUUUAUGGGGAAUGAGGACUCUCACUUCGCUAUUACUGUUGAAAGAGGCUAUGUUGUUUUGCGGAGUACAGGGAAUAACCAAACGCAAAUUCGGAGUGACAAAAAAGUUUUUCCUGUGGCCUAUUUCCAGAACAUUAAAAUCCUCCAGUCACCCGGCAAAACUGAGAUGAAAGUUGUUAGGUUUUCGGUCAAUAUUAGGAUCAACUACAAGGUCUAUACACAAGCAUUUAUAGGAGGAAUCCCAGCAGCGAUCGCAGAGAGACUAAAUAUUAACCACCCAGCUUUUAGAGGAUGUCUUAAAAUGCUUGAGGUGGACAUUGCCAUCAAAUUUUCAGAAGCAAUUGGAAUUCAUCCUGGUUGUCCACUAUCUUUACUGGGUAUACAUGAAGUUACUUUGGAGACAGGAAGCUCUCUUGCUCUUAACAUUACGUUGCCAAAUUUGACCACAGUGGUUUCACUGGGCUUCAAAUCCACACAGAGCAGCGGUGUUUUACUGCACACUGGGGACUCGGUGAGUGCACAGUCAUCUCUAACGAUUCUUCAUCUCUGUAUGAACAUUGUACUUGGUUAGAUCUUCUGUAGAUAUGUGUAACACAAUACAUGUCAAUGCAUAGAAUCAAUACAGAUCAAGCUCAUAUACUCAGUUUAUUUGCCUCUGAUGAACAGGACAGUGGAUUUGAACUGUCUCUUGUUGAUGGACAUGUUGAGAUGAAAGACAGUACAACCAAUUUAAAGUCCAAAAACAGAUACGAUGAGGGAAGAUGGCACUAUGUGACGGCUUUUAGAAACAGCACGGGGAUGGAGCUAAAUGUUGACAAUUCAGACAGAGGAGAUGUGCAGACAAUGUCCAAAGGCUCUAUAGUCCAAGACACUGAUGUGAUUUUAGGAAAAGACACUUUCAGAGGCUGCCUGAGGAACUUUUACAUGAGGAGAAUGGAAAACAAAUACAUCCCAAUUGAUCUGAGCAAUUUCACUCAGACAGGAGUCUUGUCUUUUGAGUUGUGUAACACUCAGCAGCAGCCUCUGUCCAUCAUUGCAAGACGCGGUUUAAAACUAAUUCAGUCCAAUAUCAGAAAGAAAGACUGUAGCAAGCCAGUCAGUCACAUCCUGGCCUACCAUCUCAGCACACGUAGUCAGCUACAAUACAUCAUAACUCCAGAAGACCUUAAUUACAGGCCUCAUAUUUUCCUGGAUAUGCAGACGAGGUCAGCUGAUGGAUUGCUGCUCCACAUCACAGAUAAGCAAGGUUUUGCUCGUGUCAUCCUGUUCGUGAAAGGUGGCAGAGUCAAUCUGUUUGUUGGCAAUGGAAGAUUGAUUUACUAUCAGAAGAAGAUUAAUAAUGGUGCCUGGCACAAUGUAUGUCUCUGACUCCAUGAUCUUUG
Molecule: messenger RNA, 2209 nt
Organism: Ictalurus furcatus (blue catfish)
Lineage: Eukaryota; Metazoa; Chordata; Actinopteri; Siluriformes; Ictaluridae
Product: laminin subunit alpha-3-like
Exons: 14
Coding region: 1-1398 (465 amino acids)
Source: RefSeq, a predicted model, not a curated record